CGAACAGCUGAACUCAAAUGUUCUAAUCAAUACCCUGCUUCACUCCUAGAAUGCCAACGGUCUUUCUCCCGGGUUUUGCUAUUCUCAUCGUUUCGUAGAGUGUCGGGCGAGAAUAGACUGAUUCUCAUGGUCAGUACGGAGGAGCAAGUCAGCACUACGCCAUGGACGAAGCAGAAGCGAAGUUGA
Morchella sextelata is the source of this 186-nucleotide messenger RNA. RefSeq lists its product as uncharacterized. Lineage: Eukaryota; Fungi; Ascomycota; Pezizomycetes; Pezizales; Morchellaceae. The transcript has a single exon. The annotation marks the transcript as partial. The record is from RefSeq and is a predicted model, not a curated record.